Molecule: messenger RNA, 6866 nt
Organism: Poecilia latipinna (sailfin molly)
Lineage: Eukaryota; Metazoa; Chordata; Actinopteri; Cyprinodontiformes; Poeciliidae
Gene: mmp16b
Product: matrix metallopeptidase 16b (membrane-inserted)
Exons: 11
Coding region: 395-2257 (620 amino acids)
Biological process (GO): skeletal system development; extracellular matrix organization; proteolysis
Cellular component (GO): extracellular matrix; plasma membrane
Molecular function (GO): metalloendopeptidase activity; zinc ion binding
Source: RefSeq, a predicted model, not a curated record
CUCUCAUGCAGUCUGCAGCCUAUAGGGCAGCUCUUGUGAUGCUGCGCUGUGUGCGGAAUCAAAGCGCAGGCGUCGAGUCGGGAGGGAGCCUAUCUUGCGCAGACUGGGUAGCUUUACUGUACAUGGCCAUUGAUACCGCUGUGGAUGGAUGUAGCCGCUGUUGUAAAUCAGAAUGGCGAGGACAGCAAAUAUAACGCGCUGAGUUAUCUCUGUUUGACACCCGAGCACGUUUCUUCAACCAUCAUCGGGUCUUUUAUUUUGAUUUUUGAAUUAAAAGACGCUUCUUGAAUUCAGCCGAAUCUCGCCUUGACAGCCCGCACCGAUGGUUUUCAUUUGACACAAAGCAGACAGGCGGCUUCUCCUAAUAAACAGUCGGGAAGAAAAGCGGGUCAUUAUGACCUUAGUAUCCGUCAGUAAAAGAAAACCACCGGAUUGCUUUUACGCGGCAGCGCUCUGCUUGCAUCUCUUGCUUUGGAUUUCACGAUCCGUGUCCGGAGAGGAGCAGCAUCAGUUCAGCGUUGAGGGAUGGCUACAGAGGUAUGGAUACCUUCCCCACACAGAACCAGGAAUGUCUGUCCUGCGCUCAGCCAAAACCAUGCAGUCAGCCAUUGCUGCUAUGCAGCGCAUCUACGGUCUCAAUGUCACAGGGACGCUGGAUGAGACAACCAAGGAUGAUAUCACUCUAAGAUGGAUGCAGAGGCCACGCUGUGGAGUUCCAGAUAAAAUUAAAAGUGCCACAAGGUCAAGAAGGAGGAGAUACGCGCUGACAGGGCAGAAGUGGCAGCGUACGCACAUAACCUACAGCAUAAAAAAUAUCACACCAAAGGUGGGUGCCCGGGAGACUCAUGAUGCCAUCCGGAGGGCGUUUGAUGUGUGGCAGGGUGUGACUCCCCUGCGCUUCGAGGCCGUUCCAUACAGUGCCCUGGAGACUGGCAGGCGUGACGUGGACAUCACCAUCAUCUUCGCUUCUGGCUUUCACGGUGACAGCUCACCCUUCGAUGGGGAGGGCGGAUUCCUCGCCCAUGCCUAUUUCCCAGGGCCUGGCAUAGGAGGGGACACACACUUUGAUUCAGAUGAGCCCUGGACCCUCGGAAACCCCAACCAUGACGGAAAUGAUCUGUUCUUGGUUGCAGUUCAUGAGCUGGGGCACGCCCUCGGCCUUGAGCACUCAAAUGACCCCACUGCCAUCAUGGCUCCUUUCUACCAGUACAUGGACACAGAGAAUUUCAAACUACCUCAAGAUGACUUGCAGGGAAUCCAGAAAAUCUAUGGACCACCAGAUAAAGCUCCACAGCCCACCAGUCCUCCGCCUACAGUUCCACCUCCUCGUUUCCAUCCGCCCUCAGACCCCCGGAAGCACGACCGCCAUGCCAGACCCCAUCGCCCUCCGCAGGGGUCCAAGCCGUCUAACCCCAACUCCAAACCAAACAUCUGUGACGGAGGCUUCAACACUCUGGCCAUCCUACGCCAGGAGCUGUUUGUCUUCAAGGACCAAUGGUUCUGGAGGGUACGGGACAAUUCAGUGGUUCCGGGCUACCCCAUGCCAAUCAACCACUUCUGGCAAGGCUUGCCUCCCAAAAUUGAUGCAGUGUAUGAAAACAGUGAAGGGAAGUUCGUCUUUUUUAAAGGAAACCGUUUCUGGGUGUUCAAGGACCGGCAUCUUCAGCCUUCCUACCCUCAGGACAUUUCUCUGUUCGGUAGCGGCAUGCCCACACAGAGUAUCGAGACGGCCGUCUGGUGGGAAGAUGUCGCUAAGACCUACUUCUUCAAAGGAGACAGAUACUGGAGGUAUAACGAGGACAUGAGGACGAUGGACCCAGGUUACCCAAAACCCAUCACCAUCUGGAAGGGCAUCCCUGACUCUCCACAGGGCGCUUUUGUGGACAAGGCAAAUGGUUUUACCUACUUCUACAAGGGAAAAGAGUACUGGAAGUUCAACAACCAGCUGCUUCGCGUGGAGCCCGGCUACCCCAGGUCUAUUCUGAGGGACUUCAUGGGCUGCGACGGCCUCCCCGCUGACCCCGACUGGGGCUGGAAUCCCCCGGCGGCAGACGAAAGGCACUGUGACAACAAUGACGUGGACGUUGUCAUCAAACUGGACAGUGUUGGGGGUACGGAGAAGGCUGUGGCCAUUGCCAUUCCUUGCGUCCUGGCGCUGUGCAUGAUGGUCCUCCUCUACACCGUUUUCCAGUUCAGGAGGAAGAGCACUCAGCGGCACAUACUGUACUGCAAGCGCUCCAUGCAGGAGUGGGUCUAAGGGGACUGUUACAGUAUAGAGAGCUCUGAGAAAGUCGUUACUUAAAGCCCUAUAACUUGAAGGACUGUAAAGAAGUACAGUAGACGAGGUUUGCUGUUUGGGCAGAUCUCAGGACAGCUGGAACAUGUGAACUGUGCGCUACAAGGAAAGGAAACUAUCAGCUGACCUCAGUAGAUGACAGUGGCAGAGCUUCAUCUUCUUUGUCCUACUAAUGUGUAUGUAUCUGCUUUGAUUUUUCUUUGGAUCUCGAAAUGAACUCAGUUAAGUGAGACAGAAAUAAUCUACCGUAAGCGGGAUCUUUGUCUAUCCCCGUCUCUGCACGCCGCUGAAAAAGCCCCCUAGCACUGACUUCAGAGGACAAAUUAGAUCUAGGCUUCUACUUUACUUAAUUCGAUCACCCUGGGUUGUGCUUUUUUUAGUCUAGGACCCCUGUAAAACAUAAUUCACCGUGAGGAGAUACGAAUAUCAUACAUAAACCAAAUAUGACGUUUUUCUUCCAAAGAGGAUUACAGCUUGAUGUUGUUUUCGAUCGGAUAUUCUUCCUCCAUGGAUCUAACGUUUUGGAUCACACUCUGAUUUUCUUUCACCGCUACUGUUCACACCUACUCAUCUUCUCUGUAAGGACAGAAAAGAAGGAGCAAAAGAAACUCAUGACUGUUGUGGCAGUCUGUCUCCACAACAGGGGCCAAAAUAAUAAAAAAAAAACACUCUGCAAUACUAAUGAGACUGCCUUAAUCACAGAUUGCUUCAAUCCUUUCUCCUUCUGUUCCACUGGUGUGGAGAAUGGAUACUGAGUGACACAGCGGGAAGACAGAAAAUGCGUGUGAAGUCAUUACUACUGCCCAAAAUGCAACGCUAAACCAGUAGUUGAGGACAUUUCGGUCCAAAGAGGAGAUCUCGAAAAUGUCAGCUGCCAAAGAUCAGCUUUCAUUUGCGGCCUCACAAGAGAGAAAGAGAGAGAGAGAAGAUUUUGUUGUGAAUUUGUCUGUGUGUACGUGUGAAAGAAUGAAUAAUCACCCUUGUUAUGUAAGUACUGAGCUCUGCUAUAAUUUAUAAUUAUCUAUGUUGAUUCACGUACUUCAAACCAGUUUAGCAACCUUUUAAGUGUUUGUGUCAGAAGAAGGCAUGGGCCGAUUCCAAAGUGUACCGAGGUUUUAAACUCCUAAAGCUUUCCAUCAAACCAGUUCUACUUUUAAAAGUCCUUUUAAUGAGACACCUGAGAAUAUGCCCGAGUGACCAGACUCACUUUUGAACUUAGGCUACUACACUGUUUUCUCACUUAAAAAAUAUAUUAAUUUGGCUACUCUGGAAUAUUUCUAGUUGCAAAACAAAACAAAGAUUUGCGCCCAUGGGGUGGAAACUAAAAUUGUGCCAGUCUUCACUCUUACCGGUUUGAUGCUAUUCUGAAAAUCCGAAUGGCAAACUUGGAGCAUUGGCCUUGAUGGCAACACAAAUUAAUGACAUCAUGGGAGGUCUGCAGAACAAAUAAGCACUGCACAUGUUCUCUGCUGUGCUCUUGCCCUUGCACCUGCUCACCGUCUCACUUAGCGCAGUCAAAAGUAGAUUAGAAAUCUCUGUGCAUCUGCGGAAGUCAGUUUCCGUCGUUUCUCCGGAAAGUCAGUGCGUAAAUUUGGUUUGUUCGUAUCGUUACACUUCCAGUGUUAUUCUAUAAAGGGCAGAAUGGAAAAAAAGGUAUAAUCUUUUGCACGAAAGUAUGUCUAAGAAAACCUUUGAUUAAAUUUAGGAGAUGUUUAUUUUAUUUUAUUUUUUUAAAUUCAAUGUAUUAAAAUAAAAACAAUGUGAUAAAAGCAGCUCCGGAAAACAUUUAAGAGACCAGUGUAAAGUUUUAAAUGAGCAUCUUUAUGAAAGGCAGCCAUUUCAUCUCAUUUGACAUUUUUUUAUGCAAACACAUAUAUUCAAAAUAGUUGAUUUUAUUUUGUCAUUGAACAAUUUUAAUCAUAAAAUUAAGCAAUGUAAAUUUUGGAAAGAUCUCGUUUUUCUCUAGAGUUGUUUAUAGAUGUAAAGAUAUAGACAUAAAUACACAAGACAAUGCCAUAAAUGUAAUAGAGCUUUAUAUUAUUGUCACAAGAAACAAGUUUGCUUUUUGUUCAAAAUAAAAUAAAUUGGAUCAGAUUUUCCAUAUUUGUCUUAAGUAUAUGUGUCACUAUGGUGAAAACGUGGUGUUUUACAGAGUGCAGGACAGGCAGAGUCUCAUCCCGGCCCAUGCCCAACAGAGGGAAUAGCGAGGAAAACGGAACAAGAGAAGGGAAAAAAAAUCUGCUUCUUUUACUACCAGAAGCACUUAAACUUUGUUAGCUAUCUAUCUUCUUAUAAAACUUUGAAACAUUUGUUUUUUUUAAUUUAUUUUGUUUUAGCUGAAUUCAACUGUUUUUGAGGAGAAAGCCUUUUUAAGCUUUACCAGGACAUAAUUUGUUGUUUUAAUCUUACAGUUUGCUGAAUUUUUGUGUUAGGGGAAAAAUGUUAAACCAAUAUUGCCUGUGUCUUCUGUUUUCUACACUAGUAACCUCAAUUAGACGCUAUACAAACGAAUACAUAUGGUCGGUUUGAUUAACAAAUUAACACAUUACUAAUGAAUGUUUAGAACUAUUUAAAUAUUGUUGGAUUCCAAUUGCGUAUUGGAAAGUCAAAACGAGUGAAGUUAAAUCUGACGAACGCAAUUCUAAAUAUAUACUAUGAAACCAUGACAUUUCAUAUAUUCUGUACACACGUAUAUACAACUCAACUGUAUAUGUAAAUCUUAUAUUGUUUCAGCUAACUUAAUCAGCCAAUGUAAUGAAAGAGAAACUCUCUGUUGUAGAAUGGAGUUAAAAUGAUCAGGAAUGAGAGUUUUUAAACCUUUUUUUUUUUUACGUAUUAUAUGUACAGAUGCAAAUGAUAACACUAAUGAUUGCUAGUUUAAUGUCUUAUUUUGGAAUUGUCUUUGGAAUGCCACAAAUGCAAAAGUAUUGUGGAGGUUGCAAAGAGCCUCUUGGCAAAGCAAAAAUAGAAGUGCUAGAAAUUUGCUCCCUCGGUUUAAAAAAACUGGAUUCGCAAACAUUUGUGUUCGUUCGUGUGUUUGAAGCAGGAAUGGACUAAAAAAAAUGUGUUAUGAUGUCUUGUGCAGUAUAAAGAGAACACUGCAGUGAUGUAGUGGUGUACAGUGUCCUGAUGCAGCAGAACACUUGACUCCAAGACACCUGCACCAUUCAAAGUGGAUGUAACAGGAAUUAACGUUCCACAAAAUCUCUUUUACAACAUGCACAGCAAUUACUACAGUAAGGAUAUUGAUUGCAAACCCCUGGAGAGAAUUUCUUAAACCGAGGGCACCAUUUGUUUGCUUUAUUGUUUUUGCUUGAAGCCCUGAGGUUCUCCAUUUAUUACAGUUAUGUUGUGUUUUUGGUAGAUGAUUUGUGAUUUCUUGAAUAUUUGUGUUCAUUGAUUUUUGUUCUAUUAAAUCAGUGAAAGAUGUUAUCUUUCACCGAUGUUAAGGCGACGACGCAUCGAAGCAGAUCAGAAGCUGAAGACGUUCUCCUAUAUCAGUUAUCUAGAGGAGCUCUGGGUGAACUGUGGCUGAUGACUCUGACAUUUACUGUAGCUUUAUCAUUUGUAAUAGAUAAAAAUUUACAUACAGGAAAAGCUAAUGCAUGCAGAUUUGAAUUGAGACAACAUUUGUCAACCUUGAACUGCUUUUCUACCCGUCUUUAGCUGAGGGGUUAAAUGACAGGACUGUAUUAGUAGGUUUCUGCUGGGUGUAAAAGUUCUCUUUGUUAUUCCAGCUUUCAUCAUUAAAUCUAUAAACAAUACGUGAAACCAGUAGAAACUGUUUUUAGAUCUACAGUUUAGAUCUACCCACAUUGACCAGUGUAACUUGGAGAAGGGGCAAAGCCUUUACUAGGUGUUGUGCUUGAUGUCGUGUGGCUUUGUUUACUAAUGGCGAGGGCUCAUGAGAGUGUGAGUUACACAUGACCAAGAAGGAGACUUUGUACUGUAUUUCUUUGCAAUUAUCCUUCCUCAAGUCUUGCAUUGCAUUAAGGGCAAGAAGUCAAUAGUUGUCAAUAGAAUUCAGUUUGAAACAUUUUAUUUCAGUUCGACAGACUCUAGGUGAUUGUCCAUGAAGUUAUACCAUAGUCUACAAUUCGUUUUAUUUCCUUGUAGCUCUUACUCACUUAGAGGUUAGACACAGUUUUAUUGCUUUAUUUUGAAGUCUGACUAAUUCCUGUCUUGAUGUAUCAAUCGUGGCUGACUCUUUAGUGCUCUUUCUUUUUUUUUUCCAAGUCUGUCUUGACACUUGCUGCUAAGCAUUAGGGCUAAUUUGGAGUGACAUUAAAGGAAGCAGAGGGGACUGAUCGGACAGCAGUCAGUACACCAGAGGGGGUAAAGAAGAAAAGACAAGGAGCAAUCUCUGCACUCUAGAUGCUUUAUGCAGAUAUGUGAAGUUUAUUCUCACAGACAAACUGUAUAAGAUGUUGACAUUAUUGCAUUAUAUGUAUAUAGUGUACAAGCCAGGCUAUUUGCUGUCUGUUUUGGACAUUUUCUUUUUUUUUUUUUUGAUCAACUCCAUGGAUAAAGAAGAUGAUUUGUGUUGUAAAUAAAAGAGGUGCAUAAUAAA